Haplochromis burtoni (Burton's mouthbrooder) is the source of this 7756-nucleotide messenger RNA. RefSeq names its product poly [ADP-ribose] polymerase tankyrase-1. Gene Ontology annotation, molecular function: protein binding; NAD+ poly-ADP-ribosyltransferase activity. Bases 46 to 3885 code for a protein of 1279 amino acids. Lineage: Eukaryota; Metazoa; Chordata; Actinopteri; Cichliformes; Cichlidae. The transcript is spliced from 29 exons. The record is from RefSeq and is a predicted model, not a curated record.
GUCAGCAGUGUUAUUGUUGCUAGUGGGGACUGUUGUGUUGUGAAAAUGGCGACAUCUCGUCGCUCCUCUCAGCAGCAGCAGCCGCCAAACUCCCUCCUGUCCUCCCCGCCCCGUUGCUCCUCUCACCCUGUCACCCCGUCCAGCUCUCUGCUAGCAUCCAUUGAUAAUGCCAGCUCCCUCCCCCACGGAGCCGCGAUGGAGAACACCGGUGACGGUGAGGUAACACCAGCCUCUCCCACCACAACCUCCCCUGCUUUGGCCCUCACUACCAGUAGCAGCAGCAGCACCACCACCAGCAGCAGCAGCACCACUAGCAGCAGUGCUAGCUCCCCGACCACCACCGAAGGUAGCGGCACCAGUCCCGGUUCUACGCCCGACUCGAGCAGCGGGAACCCGGGAAGCAGCGGUGCAAACGGUUCUUUCAGGGAGUUGUUUGAAGCCUGCAGAAAUGGUGAUGUUUCCAGGGUGAAGAAACUCGUGGAUGCGGUGAAUGUGAACGCCAAAGACAUGGCUGGACGCAAAUCGACACCCCUGCAUUUUGCUGCAGGUUUUGGGCGGAAAGAUGUGGUGGACCAUCUGCUUCAGACGGGUGCUAAUGUGCAUGCACGAGAUGACGGAGGUCUCAUCCCGCUGCACAACGCCUGCUCAUUUGGUCACUCUGAGGUGGUGUCCUUGCUGCUGUGUCAGGGGGCUGACCCAAACGCUCGAGACAACUGGAACUACACUCCGCUGCACGAAGCCGCCAUCAAGGGCAAGAUAGACGUCUGCAUAGUGUUACUGCAGCAUGGAGCCGACCCCAACAUCCGCAACACGGACGGCAAGUCCGCCCUGGACCUGGCUGAACCCUCCGCCAAGGCCGUGCUCACAGGUGAAUACAAGAAGGAUGAGCUGCUGGAGGCGGCAAGGAGUGGAAACGAGGAGAAGCUAAUGGCCUUGCUUACGCCGCUCAACGUCAACUGCCAUGCGAGCGACGGCCGCAAGUCCACUCCACUGCACCUGGCAGCAGGAUACAACAGGGUGAGGAUAGUUCAGUUGUUACUACAGCAUGGAGCAGAUGUUCACGCCAAGGACAAAGGGGGUCUGGUGCCGCUUCAUAACGCCUGCUCUUAUGGACACUAUGAAGUUACUGAGCUGCUGCUAAAGCACGGAGCCUGUGUGAACGCCAUGGAUCUGUGGCAGUUCACCCCUCUACAUGAAGCGGCGUCUAAAAACCGAGUGGAGGUGUGCUCUCUGCUGCUGAGCCACGGGGCUGACCCGACCCUGCUCAACUGCCACAGCAAAAGCUCUGUGGACAUGGCACCCACUCCCGAGCUGAAGGAGAGACUUACAUAUGAGUUUAAGGGCCACUCGCUGCUUCAAGCUGCUCGAGAAGCUGACAUGGCCAAGGCUAAGAAGACCCUGGCAUUGGAGAUCAUCAACUUUAAACACCCACACACACACGAAACUGCCCUGCAUUGUGCAGUAGCAUCGCCUCACCCCAAAAGGAAGCAGGUGACCGAGCUGCUGCUGAGGAAAGGUGCCAACGUCAACGAGAAGAAUAAAGAUUUCAUGACUCCUCUUCACGUGGCAGCUGAGCGGGCGCAUAAUGACAUCAUGGAGGUGCUACAGAAACAUGGGGCAAAGGUGAAUGCCCUGGACACACUGGGUCAGACGGCAUUGCAUCGUGCGGCGUUGGCAGGCCACCUUCAGACCUGUAGGCUGUUGCUAGGAUACGGGGCAGACGCCUCGCUGGUGUCGCUGCAGGGCUUCACCGCUGCUCAAAUGGGAAACGAAGCUGUUCAGCAAAUACUCAACGAGAACGUCCCAGUGAGAAACUCGGAUGUAGACUACAGACUUCUCGAAGCUGCUAAAGCCGGUGACCUGGACACUGUCAAGUCCCUGUGUACGGCUCAGAAUGUGAAUUGCAGAGAUCUGGAGGGACGGCACUCUACCCCUCUUCACUUCGCUGCCGGCUACAACAGAGUGUCCGUGGUGGAGUAUCUCCUGCACCAUGGGGCGGACGUGCACGCCAAGGACAAAGGCGGUCUGGUUCCCCUUCAUAACGCCUGUUCGUACGGUCACUUUGAGGUGGCCGAGCUGCUGGUCAGACACGGAGCCUCGGUCAACGUGGCAGACUUGUGGAAGUUUACGCCGCUCCAUGAAGCUGCAGCGAAGGGCAAAUACGAGAUCUGCAAACUGCUGCUUAAGCACGGAGCAGACCCCACUAAGAAGAACAGGGACGGCAACACCCCUCUGGACCUGGUGAAGGACGGGGACACGGACAUCCAGGACCUGCUCAGAGGAGACGCGGCGCUGCUGGACGCUGCUAAGAAAGGCUGCCUGGCUAGGGUUCAAAAGUUAUGCAGCCCCGACAACAUUAACUGUCGGGACACGCAGGGACGCAACUCGACUCCGCUGCACCUUGCAGCCGGCUAUAACAACUUGGAGGUAGCCGAGUAUCUGCUGGAGCAUGGAGCCGAUGUGAAUGCGCAGGACAAAGGAGGGCUGAUACCGUUACACAAUGCCGCUUCAUAUGGGCACGUGGACAUAGCUGCUCUGCUGAUCAAGUACAACACGUGUGUCAAUGCAACCGACAAGUGGGCAUUUACUCCCCUGCACGAAGCGGCCCAGAAAGGGAGGACUCAGCUCUGCGCGCUGUUGCUCGCCCAUGGAGCCGAUCCCACUAUGAAGAACCAGGAGGGGCAGACGCCGCUGGACUUGGCCACGGCUGAUGACAUCAGAGCACUUUUGAUUGAUGCCAUGCCGCCAGACGCCCUGCCAAGUUGUUUAAAACCACAGGCCACUGUGGUAAGUGCCAAUGUGGUGAGCACAGGAGCGACAGGGGGUGUGGUCAUCUCUCCGUCUCCGUCCCCUUCGUGCCUGUCAGCGGCCAGCAGCAUAGACAACCUGGCCGCUCCUCUGAGUGACAUCACGGUGGCCGGGGCCACCGGUCCCGCAGAUGGAGCGACUGGCUCCGACAGGAAAGAAGGAGAAGCUCUACUUGACAUGACCAUCAACCAGUUCUUAAAGAGCCUGGGGCUGGAACACCUCCGAGACAUCUUUCAGCGGGAACAGAUUUCACUGGAUGUGCUGGCAGACAUGGGUCACGAAGAGCUGAAGGAGAUCGGCAUCAACGCCUACGGUCACAGACACAAACUCAUCAAGGGCAUCGAGAGACUGCUGGGAGGCCAGCAAGGUGCAAACCCAUACCUGACGUUCCACUGCUCCAGCCAGGGCACCAUGUUGAUCGACCUGCAACCGGAUGACAAGGAAUUCCAGUCUGUGGAGGAGGAGCUACAGAGCACGAUCAGAGAGCACCGCGACGGAGGCAACGCAGGCGGGGUCUUCAGCCGCUACAACAUCAUUAAAAUUCAGAAGGUUGUGAAUAAGAAGCUGCGGGAAAGAUACACACACAGACAAAAGGAAAUUGCAGAUGAGAAUCACAACCACCACAACGAGCGCAUGCUCUUUCACGGUUCUCCCUUCAUCAACGCAAUUAUCCAUAAGGGCUUUGAUGAGCGUCAUGCAUACAUCGGAGGCAUGUUUGGCGCUGGCAUCUAUUUUGCCGAGAACUCCUCCAAGAGCAAUCAGUACGUGUAUGGGAUCGGCGGAGGAACAGGUUGUCCAACCCACAAAGACCGCUCCUGCUACAUAUGUCACAGACAGAUGCUGUUCUGUCGGGUGACACUCGGUAAAUCAUUCCUUCAGUUUAGUGCAAUGAAAAUGGCCCACGCCCCUCCUGGUCACCACUCCGUAAUAGGACGACCCAGUGUCAAUGGUCUGGCGUAUGCAGAGUAUGUCAUCUACAGAGGGGAGCAGGCUUACCCAGAGUACUUGAUCACCUACCAGAUUGUGAAGCCAGAGAGUCUGGCCACGCCUGCUGCCACUGCUGAGCAAAAGUCCUAAAGCACAGCUGGGUGCCAAGUUAGCCAGACUGUAGUGGACAAAUCUCUAAGAGGACCAGAACUGAACAGUAAGGAGUUUCAAACCUCAGACCUUCAAAGUCUCUGGAGCUGGGGGUGGGUGACACGAAGCAUCGGCUGGCCAGGAGUCAGAUGACCCUCAAACGUGGAAAUAAGGAGGAAGAAGAGACGGUGUCUUUCAGUUUUUUGGGGUUGUAAUACAGGUUCAGUCCAAAAGGAGCAGACAGUAAUAAUUAAUCAUUUGAGGAGAAAAUGGAAACAGUUUCAUCAGUAUUAAUGGAAGCUGUUUUUGCAGGCCCUGUGGCUUUGAUCUCAAAGUGAAAGCAAUUACCACAAAAAAAAAAAAAAAAAUCUAAAACAAACAAAAAGCUGUUUUGUUUUUUGGCACCUUUGCACUGCUCCUGUAUUCUAGCCCCAGGCUUUAAUGUGUUUUUUAUAUUAUGUCCUCUUUUUGCUUUGCGCACACACCCACAACAUCAAAACAAUGCUCCAACGCCACCUCCAGAUGCAUCGAGAGAACGGAAAUUCAGCACAUUUCUGUGUUGUCGCAUUUUUACCGGAGGCCGAUAUAAAGGAGAAGCCACAGGAGGAGAAUAUGGAAUGAGAUGAAACGCAGAGAAGCAAGAGAAUCGUUGAUAUCAAAAAGCAAAUAAAGCUGCUGACGGGACCUGCUGCAGACUUUCCACUACAGUCCACACCGGGACCAACCACCACCUUACACCCGCAAGUCAGUCAGACCAAACCUGCUCGUUUCAGAUCCGCAACAUAUCAAGCUCAUACACUGAAAACCACAUGCAGGCUCAUCAAAAUAUAAAAUUGGGAUCUUAGCUCUCCGGGAAGUUAAGUUAUAAGAAGCAUGACAGGCUGAGACACCUGUGACAAGCCAGCUAACCUAAACAUACCUCUUAUUUUUCUCAAAUAUGCCACCAAGAAUCUCGUUUCAAGAACUGAUUGCUGCCUUUGUAGUAUCACAGGAAAUUUGCAGUCGUUAUAGGAACUGCAUCCAGAACUGCCAUGUUGUUUCAGCCCAGUUCUGAUUAAAAACCAGUCUUAGAGCCAUGAGGAUCACAGACGAUUAAGGCUAUCAUACGCAUAAACUACUCACCUGCCAGUUUAUUAGGCGCAUCUAGCCAGUAAAAGUGCUCAAAUGAAAUCCUGCUUUCCGUUACACCCACAUUGUUUUAUACCUUUAAGUGGUACUGUCAUUUUUCUGGGAGCACCUGCUAACCUGCAAACUCAGUGUGUUGCAAACAGAUUUGUGUAUAAGCUUCAUUUCCAGUUCAUUUGGGUUAAACUUCACUCAGCAUUCAAUAACAAGACAGAUAAAGGAUGAAUUUGUGUCUGCAGAUGGCACGCUUGCUUUCUGCUGCUGUCCAGUUUUGUUAUUUCAGUCACUGGAAAAGUUGAAUGUAUGCAGUAGAAGAGAUGUGGCGUCCUUUAAAGUCUCACUUUAAGCAAGCCUGAUGGUUUGGGUAAUUUUUGUUUUGUUUUGUUUUUUUGGGGGGGGGUUCAGCUAAUCACACAAUACUACUGUCACUGAAGUAUCUUAAUGUCACUGACACGUUCCCACAUGUGGUCAUUUCAGUUCCUUUCCAUUCCAACUUUUACUGUUGAUGCCCUCUAGUGGUGAAACAGACAAAUUGCCAGCUUGCAGUACUGUGUUGAAGGCUAUCAGAGAGGCAUUUAUUUUUGAUUUUGUUUAAAAGUACCGUUCCCCCCCCCCCAAAUUUCAGGCAGUUCUUUGUUUGUUUGAAAGACUUCAUGCUCCUCUGUUUACACUCCUCAAAUGUGAAAGUGUCACUGUACUGUAAACUGUUUUCAUACUUCAACCCUGAACUUUUUCUAGUCUACACUAGAGUGUCUGCUGCAGUUGGAUUGGAUAUUAAGCGUGUAUUUAACUUGCCGGCAUGAUGUCAGAUUGCAUCAACGUGUGACUGGGGGCAGGGCUUUUUGGGGGGCAGGGUGGAGGAGUUAGAGCCGGUGAUCUUCCUGCCUCCUGCAUACUCCACCCCAGGCAGCUGGCUGGCCUUAAUCACAUCACACAGAGCAGUUCCAGUAGUGAGGACACAACCGAACCUGAUUGUGCUGAUAUUUUCUGGCAUUCCUGUGUAGAAACAACUUAAUGAGGCGUCAGCAGCUGGAGCCUGCAAAAAGAGUCUUUUUAUAUGAUGAUGAGGCUGAUGGAUACGUUUCAUGUCAAGAUGAAGUAUGACGCUCAUGACUAAACACCAACAUGUUACCAUUUCUCUCAGAAAGUACUAUAAGCUCAAGGUUUUCAUUUUUUGUUUUGUUUUUUUGUUGUUGUUGUUUUUUAACUGCAAUGACUACGUGUUUUUCUGUUAACGGGUCUUUAUUUAUAACCUUUAAAUUCCCUAUAGAUCAUGGGGAGGGACCACACAUGAAUGUAGCUGUAUGCUUUUAUUCACCUCUGGUCAUGUCAGGUGAAACGCAGCAGGGCUGAUGGUCUUUGAAAUCGAAUGCCUUUAAUGAGACAGUUGGAGUGAAAGCACCGGGACGGUGAUUCUGACCAUUAUGGAGUUCACCUCAAUCAGGAGAGAUGGUUCAUGUCUCCUGACCUCUGUUAGUGGUAAAUUUGAGGGUAAAACAAAUGAAUGUUAAAGUGGUCCUAUUGUGCUUAAUGCUGUUACAGUGCUGGAUGGGCAAAGUUUCGAAUAAUGGAGGUCAACAUAUAUGCAAGUAGGAGCGCACAGCUUUGGUUAUGAACAGAGAAGCUCCACCCACUGGCUGUAUAAACCUUCUGUUAGUGAGGGGCUGCCAAUCAGAAGAAAGGUUGCUUGGCUUGUUUUAGAUGAUGGAUGAACUCAAGUGCUACACCUAGGCUCAAUAUAAGAUCAAUAAAAUUACUUUGAACUGUCAAUCACAUGAGGUAACACUAUUAAAGUCCAAGAAUAUAAUAAAAAUAAGCACAAUAGGGCCACUUUUAUUUCAGAUUUUUCUUUUUUUUGACUUGCAAGCCUGAAUUAACUCUGUUGAACUAAACACACUGUAGCUGACCCUCAGAAUAACAAAUGAAACCUUUUUUGGGUGUCCUCUUUCAAGUUGUGACUUAUUGACUAAUUCAUAGUGUAGGUAGGUUAUCACAGUAGAAGAAAUUAUUUGUGUAACUGCGAAUUGGGAAAAUGAAAAUGAAAUGACUAAAAUGGGGAAAAUUGAAUGAGGAGAUUGAAGAAAAGAUGAAAUGAGGAAAACAUUUCAAAAAACCUGAAAUUAAACUGAAGUGAAAAGAUGUUUUCAGUGGAGAAUUGAGGUUGCUUCGCUGGAACAAAAUGAAAGGCCCUCGUGUAAAGCCUGUUUUUUGUACUUCCACCAGAAGCUCAAUUAAAGUUUGAGUGAGUGUCUGUAGUACACAGUUUUUAGAUAAAACGGCAGCAUCGCUGUCGGCUGCCUUGGUACUGACCUCAUUAAGGCCGGCAGAUGUUAAUUUAUGAUCAGAGGUCUGUGGGCAUUGCUUGAAAUUGGAAUGUAAAUAAACUAAAUCCAGAUGCACCUUUUAGCGGGUCUUUCAUGAUUAAAUUUUAGUUUAUUUUUCCCUCCUUUUUUUAUGUCAUAACCUUUUGAAUUUUAAUUUUAGCUGGUCUCUGUUCAGUGACCAACCUUGCUGUAAAUAGAUUGGAGGGGGGAGCGUCUCUUCAGUCAGUCAGGUGUUGUCUAGCUGUCUGAGCUGCCUUCUACCAGAAGCCACUGGUUUCAUUAUCAUUUCAUUCUGUUACAUUUGACCUCCUGUUGUACAGAUGGUUGUACAGAUGUGCUGCUGACCAGCUAACAUGUGGAACAGAGAAACUCCUUCAUGACUAUACAGAAGAAAAAUCCUUAAUAAAAGAAUUUAAAGUGUC